Acanthochromis polyacanthus (spiny chromis) is the source of this 4760-nucleotide messenger RNA. It is a transcript of the gene scaf1, whose product is annotated as SR-related CTD-associated factor 1. The record is from RefSeq and is a predicted model, not a curated record. NCBI's taxonomy places the organism in Eukaryota, Metazoa, Chordata, Actinopteri, Pomacentridae. Gene Ontology annotation, molecular function: RNA polymerase II C-terminal domain binding.
AUGGUUCAGCGUAGAGACACCAGGCCGAACCAGAACAAAGAUGGUUUGUCCCUGGAUCUCUAUUUCUGUCGUGGACUAACAGCUUCCAGGUUCAGCGGUCUGACAGCUGCACCUCCAGUUCUCCUGGCCCAUGGACUUGACUCCAGCCCAGGCUUCAAAAGGAGGCCUGCUGCCUCCUCUUCUCCAGGAGAAGCUGGAGAGGCUGCCAGGAGUCCUCCUUCCUGCUCGCCCUCCCUGUCUCUGUCAUCUCCUUCGUCUGAGCCGUCCUCGCCGCUGUCUACGUCCUCCUCUGUCUGCGCCAACUCAUCGGGUUAUCAGAACCAUGUGAAGAGUCAGACCCCGACGGAGGUGGCCAGGGUCUCCUCCACUUCUGCCUCUUCAACUGCACCUACAUCCAACACCACCUCCUCAGACUGCUUACCGCACACUUCCAUGCAGCCCAGCGUUGACUGUGAAGACGUGGAUCAGAACAGGGAAAUGUACGAUCCUUUCAACCCGACCGAUGGAGACAGAGAGGGACGGGUGAAGGGAGACGAGGGGGACGGGGAGAAAUAUGACCCUUUUGACCCCACUGGUUCCCCCGCUUCAGACAUGGACGGUGGGAGUGGAAACAUCAGGAUGGUGAGAAGAAACAGUGACAGGGAGGAUGAGGACAAGGAGGAAGAACCUCCAGAUUCCACAGACACGCUGACGGAGGCCUGCCUGCCCACCCAGCUCCCUCUGAGGAGGAGGGUGGACUGUAGCUCCGCCAAAGCUGGAGGCCGGAGUCCAAACUCUGACCUCUCUGAGAUCGAGGAGGGUGAGAUAGUUGGAGCAGCUGACAGAGAUGGAAACAAUAAGAGGUCUGCUGAGGAAGUCCUCCCUCAACUCCCCAGCGUCUCCUUCUUCGGUUCAAAACCAGAGCGUAUCCUCCGGGUGCUGGACGAGGACGGCUUCGUGUCCGUGUGCACGGAGGGAAACUGGGGUGGACGGGAGUUAGAGGAGGAGCCGGUGGUAGGAGUGGAGGAUCUGAGGAGGAAGCUGGUCAGCAGAAGGAAGGAAAGAUAUCUGUCCUUUCCUGCUUCUUCUCCUCUCUCCUCAGCGCCACCUCCUUCCUCCCAUCCUCCAGCCUCCGCCUCCUCCUCCCCUCCCACAUCUUCAGCAGGGCAGGUCAGCAAGAGCCACAAGUCCUCCAAGAUUUCCAAGGUGUGCCGACAGAAAAGCAAAGAUAGGAAGGCAGGUGAAAAGGAGGUGAAGAAAAAGAAAAGGAAGGGCAAAGAGGGGACUCACGAGAGGAGCAAGGACAAGGAGCGAGGACACAAGGCUGGGAAGGAGGUGAAAGGAAGGAAGAGCAGCAGGAGCAGCAGCCGGAAGAGAAAGAAAAGACAACACAGCAGUCCAGAGGCAUCACGAUCCUACAACUCCUCAGGACAAGGCCACACCAGACGCUCCUUCUCUAGCCUGUCGGAAGAACACCGAGAGAGGGACAGAGACAGAGACAGAGACAGGGACAGAAUCAGAGACAGAGGCAGAGGCAGAGGCAGAGACAGAAACAGAAACCGCACCAGUAGCCUUAGAACAGACGACCGAGACAGAGAUUCCAGCUCUAGGAAGAGGGAGAGGGAGAGGAAGGAAAGACAUCAUUCUAGCAGCAGAGAGCGAGGCUUUUCAAAGAGGUCCAGAGGAAGCCGGGACAAGAGGGACACUGAGCGAGACCGGCAGCACGAGAGGGACCGGAGACGGGACGGACGGCCCGUCGUCCCUCCAUCCAUCCAGGACCUCAACGGGUCCGACCUCUUUGCCAUUAAGCGAACCAUCACGGUCACCACCACCACCACCACCACCACUGUCCCCGGCUCCCCCAGACUGGCCCCGGCCUCCCCGGAGCCCACCGAGGACUCUGACAAGCCUCACAAGAGGAAGAAGAAGAGGAAAUGGCACUGCCGGGAGGUGGAGGACCGGGAAAGUUGUCGCAGCCGAUCGCAGUCACUGUCGCCGCCGAGGUAUCACAGCUAUGAAUCGGACCGCUACUCGGACAAACUAGAGAUCGAUGUGUUGUCUUUGGACGGUGAGGCUUUGGACUCAGACUACCCGUCUCUGGAGGACACGCCUCCUGCUGCUCAGCCUCCAGGACCUCCUGUCGUCAGCCCCAAAACUAAAACCACGGCCAAGACUGGACAACAUCACCCCAAAAAAAAGUCCUGCACGUUAAAGAAACUUGACCAGUCUGAGUCCUCGUCCUCUUCCAACAGAACCAAAAGCAAAUGUCUGUCCUCCCUGACGGUCAGCUCCGGCUCGGCCUCUGUCCCAGCGGGCCUCCCAUCAGCCAAGAGAGCCCGAAAGAUGGGAAAGGACAAAGAGCGGGACAAAGGCAGCAGGAAGGACUUGAGUCGUUCUGGCAAAUCCAAGAAGGAGAGUGGAGGCGGUCGGAAAGGUAAGCUUCAGUCCAAAGUGUCGGUGCUGGUCCGUGAAGGUGUGAGCAGCACCACGGGCGCUUCGGUUGGCUCUGGGAAGCUGGGUAUGGACCUGCUGGGUCCAGGAGGAACAGGAGGUGGUGCCGGGGGCUCCGUGGUGGGUGGAUCUAUUGCAGUGGUGUUCUGCAGGGACAAUGAGAGCAGAUCUCCGUUCCUCAAACCCUGUUCAGAGCCGCUGUCACUGAGCGGCCGCAGCAAAGACCUGGCCGGCAUCGGAAAACGAAGCAGCAUGUCUGUACCGUCGUUGUCCUUAGCCGGUCCUGCAGGCCUGAAAUCCAAGAAAACCAAACCCAGCUCUAUCACAUCUACCUCCUCCUCUGCCUCCUCUCCCUCGUCUUCUCUGGCGACCAAACGCCGCCGUCGCCUGGCCAAGAAGACGAGAGAAAAAGGAGGCGCUGCGGCUGGAGACUCCACCCAGAUGAAGGCCAGGUCUGAAGGCUGGAGUGGAGCCUCCUUAGAUGUUCAGUCAGCCGGUGGAGAUGGAGCGAAAUCAGUCAGUCCCAAUACUGGUCAAGCCGGUCCUGCACCCUGUUCCUCCUCCUCAUCCUCCUCCACCUCCUCCUCCACCAGUGUGCUGCCUCCUUCCUCCUCUCCACCACACACUCCUCCUCCAUCUGCUGCUCCUCUGCGGGACAUGAGGGAGUCUUCUCCAGACUCUCAGACAGUAGACAGCAGCUGUAAGACUCCAGACCCUUCGUUUCUGGCUGAGGACUGUCCGAACCAGACCAGUCCCCCCCUCCCAGCGUCCAGUCCAUCCAGCCUGUCCACGCCUCAGGGUGCCGGACUCAACGCCUUGUCCACUCCCACUGCCAAACACUCGCCUCCAGAUGAUGCUCCGAAGUCUCUGGCCUCUCCUCCCAGCUCGUCCUCGUCUGCAGGCUGUGGUCUCACUUCUCUGUCUAUGCCCAUGUCUUCAUCUGACCCUUCCUCCUCCUCCUCGGUUUCCUCCUCAUCUGCCAAUAAGCCUCCUCCUCCCCCUCCUCCUCCAGCAGCUCCUUCCCUCCCCUGGAGUCUGCAGACCGGAGUCGACUGCACAACGGGAGGCGUCUUGGCUCUGACUGCUCUGCUCUUCAAAAUGGAAGAAGCGAACAUCGCUAGCAGAGCCAAAGCACAGGAGUUCAUCCAAGCUACCAGCCAGAUUCUGUCCCAGGCCAACCAGAACCAGACCCAGCAGCAUGCUCCUCCUUCCUCAGCCUCCUCUUCCUCACAGAUCCCCCCCACUCAGCCUCCGCCUCCUGCUCUGAGCCCGGCCCAGUUCAUCCUCCACGGCUCCCUCCCAUUGGUCGGCUGCACCAAAACCCCCCCGUCUCACCUGCACCCCUCCAUAGCCGGUGGUUGUGCCCAGACUCCCCCUCUGAUGCCGGUGGGGCUGUCAGGAGUCACUGGGAGCUCUGGAGACACCAGCUGGGACACGGAGAGCAAAGACCCUGAUAAGUACCUGAAGAAGCUGCACACACAGGAGCGAGCUGUAGAGGAGGUGAAGCUGGCCAUCAAACCUUACUAUCAGCGCAAAGACAUCAACAAGGACGAGUACAAAGACAUCCUCAGGAAAGCUGUACACAAGAUUUGCCACAGCCGAACCGGAGAAAUCAACCCCGUCAAAGUCAGCAACUUGGUGAAGCUGUACGUUCAGCGCUACAAAUACUUCCGGAAACACGGACGGAAGAUGGAUGAAGAGGAGAGGGAUGACAAGGACCCAGGAGCGCUGCAUUCCUCUGCCUGAUCGGAGACUUUUUAUAAAUGUUCUGCCCUCCUCUCAACAUCUGGGCUUCAUUUUUUUUUUCAUAUUUCAUAGCCCACCUUGUCUAAACUUUGUCAUUUUAUGGAAGUCUCUCCUCAAAUUUCUGCAGUCUCACUGUAAAUAUGUCUGACAUAGAAACGUCAUCAUGAAGGUUCCACCAGAAAGCAGUCAGUAUUCAACCCUGCAAUAAAUAUUCAGUUUGUGAAGCUUAUAGUUUUAGAUUUGUUCACUGUAUCCAUUAGAGGUUUCGCAGUCGUGGUACUAAUUACAGGGCUAUUUUUAAUAGCAUUGAAUUAGCUGUUCAUGCUAGUCUGUCUCCACCAGACCAUUUCUAUCAGAAUCCGAGCCGAUGUUGGAUCCUGAAGACGCUCCAGACACUACAGCAUCCCAAACUUCUCUGUGAGACUCUGCAGACAGUAUGCAAGCUGGAACUGAUGGUUCAAACACUCCUCAGUUCUUCAUUCUGCUCUCUAUGUAAUGUAUGCAUGUGUUACUGAGGCUGAGAAAAUUACUAAAUCUCUUUAUAAAAUGACCAACAAAAUAUAAAUGUUGCUUGAAAACCAAAA